Molecule: messenger RNA, 327 nt
Organism: Brassicogethes aeneus
Lineage: Eukaryota; Metazoa; Arthropoda; Insecta; Coleoptera; Nitidulidae
Source: the annotation of a GenBank genome assembly
AUGACGUUCUUUUCUUUGCAGGUUUUAAAAGCCAACAAGGAACGCCAGCUCCUCUCUCGUCUUCAAAAACGCGAAAUAGGUUUGGCAACGAUGCUUCUCCGCGUCGUUGUUGUCUUCUUCAUCUGCAACUUGUUGCCUCUAGUCAUCAACAUCAUAGAAACCUUCGAGCUGGACCCGGACAUAGACCUCGGCAUGAUGAUCUACACCAGCAACCUGCUGGUCACCAUCAACUCAAGCGUGAACUUCAUCAUUUACGUGAUUUUCGGCGAGAAAUUCAAGAGACUGUUUUUGGAGUUGUUCUGCAAUAACUCGCUAUUUAACAGUUGA